This is a messenger RNA of Rhodotorula toruloides NP11, 3024 nucleotides long. RefSeq lists its product as uncharacterized. The transcript has 5 exons. The record is from RefSeq and is a predicted model, not a curated record. The coding region runs from base 1 to 3024 and encodes 1007 amino acids. NCBI's taxonomy places the organism in Eukaryota, Fungi, Basidiomycota, Microbotryomycetes, Sporidiobolales, Sporidiobolaceae.
AUGAGCGUCGACCCGCGUCUCCUGAUGAACGCGGAUGGUGGGGAGGAGGCGUUGAACGAGUUCAUCGAGUCAGGCAACGCGCCUGCAGACCUUCGUGCGCUCCGCGCUACGCCGCCGCCGAAGCGCGACGCCGAGGGUAACCUCAUCUACUCGUCAAGCGAGGCAGGCAGUCCGACCUCGCAUCGUCAGUCUUCUCCGGCGACGACGGCGGCGAACGGUGCCCAGGUUGGGUUUGCGGGCUCGGACGACGAGGACCAGGAGGAUGUCGACAUGGCAGGAACGAGUGGACAAGCUGCCGUCGAGCAGGCUUAUCCUUUCGCAGGGGCGGCGCCGGACGGGCAGAGCGGUUUCGCCGGGAGCGGAAGUGAAGACGAGAUGGAGGUCGACGUGGCGGACCGGCACACCCAGGUUCGGUACGGCUUUGCGGGAGACAGCGACGACGAGCCGGACACCAUGCAGGCCGAGCAACAGCCGCCUCUCGCAGCAGCAGCAGCAGCAGCAGCAGCAGCAGCAGCAGCACCGCCAGGUCCAGUGGCAGGCGGCUUUGCGGGAGACGGCGAAGACGAGGAAGACCACGACGCCGGCUACUUUCCCGCCCUCACGCCCUUCCCUCCGUCCUUCUCUCGCGAACCGACUUCGCAACCUGCACCGUCGACACAGAAGGGCGGCUUCGCCGGCUCUUCCGACGACGAAGAUGCCGGCGAUGACAGCGGCUACAUCGAGCAGAGCCGAGAUGAUGCCGCCCAUCGCGCAGGCCCAGACGCCAUGCCUGUGGACGCGGCCGCGUUGCGCUCGAACUCGAUCGAUCAGCAAGGCUUCGCCGGCAACGACGUCGACGAGAAGCCGACUGCAAGCGUACAGGGAGCGCCCGUCGAACGACAAGCUGGAGGUUUUGCCGGUGAAUCCGACGACGAUGACGAGCCGGGCGGACUUGCGCAUGACGGGGAGGCCCGUGGGCAGGGCUUUGCUGGCGAUUCCGACGAAGGCGAGCAGCGGGCCGCGGAGGAGUCGCAAGUAGGGGGUUUCGCAGGCGACUCGGGGGAGGAAGAGGACGUGAAGCCGAUGCUGCAGGAGCCUGUUGAGCAGCCAGCGCCGACGGGAGCGGAGCCAUCGGCAGCCUCACCGGCGGUUCCGUCAGCAGGUGCCGUAGGCGGAUUCGCCGGAAGCGACGAGGAAGAGGAAGAACCGCCGCCGCCCGCGACAGCUGCUCCGACUGAGACUCAGUCACAGCCAGUCGCUGCCGCACCGGUGCAACAAGCUGCAGAAGCGCCUCCGACGCCCGCCGGCAACAGCGCCGCACUUCUCGCGCCCAUCCGCACCGGGGCCGCUCCUCCCCGACCCGUCGCGGCUGUCGCUCUUUCGUCCUCGAGAAGCCCAUCGCCUGCGAAGGGUCCGAUCGUGUCCGAGCAGAUGUCGCCGCCGCCCGUGCCGCGUGGACCGAAGGUCCCUCACAAGCGACCUUCGCGUGACGAAGACUUCCCAACGGUCGGCACCAGCAGCAAACCGCCUACGGCGAAGAAGGUGAAGUCGAGCGACGGUGGUCGUGCGUCGUCAGAAGGCUCGGCCGAUCUGCGAGCGAAGAAGAUGGACGGCAAGAAGAAGGCUUCGGCCGAGUCGCCUGACGACGAGCGUCCGGCCAAGAAGAAGAAGAAGAAGCGCCGUGUCGUCGACGAUGACGAGGAGGAGGACCAGCAGCCAGGCUCGAAGGCGCCGCUCACGCAGGCGCAGCAGAUCGCGCGAAUGAAGAUCCGCAAGGUCGGCCCUUCCGUCCCGAAGGCUUCGCCUCAGGCCGCAUCACCAGUCGACCAGCAACGCCAGUCGCCGUCAGUCUCGGCAGACUCGUCUUCGCUGACCGGCAGCAGCAGCGCACAGGCGAAACAGGCCAAGAAGGCGCAGGAUCCGUUCAACUACGGUGUGGCGCAAGUGCGGUCCACAAAUGGCUUCGUUGCCAUCAACCGCGACAAGUUGAGCAUGAGGAAGCUCGGUCAGAAGCUUCGAGCCGCCUACAAUGUCACCCUUCCGCCGCAACUCGUGGGAGACGACGAUCAGAUCCGGUUCAUGUGGUCGGUCGGCUCUUCUCAUGGCGACCCUCUCCAUGGCGCCGACGACUUCGACGACAUUCUGCACAACGGAGGCCGCCUUCUGGAGGUCUUCAUCACGCAGCCGCCAGACGAGUCUCAAGCUGGCGUCGACAAGCGAGCGAAGCGGCACGGCGACGAGUACCUCGCUUUGCAGCUCGUCUUGUCGAGCUUCCAGAACGUCAAGCAAGCCGACGCUCCGCGCGACUCGGUCGCCGCCUGCUUCGUCCACGUCUCGGAACUGCCUGAACUUGGUCGCUUCCCCGGCAAGUACGCCGGCAUGGACCGCCUGCGCGACCAUCCCGGGACCGUCUUCUUCGUCUACGGCAUGGACGAACAAUCCCGACGUCGUGCUAUGCGGCAGAUCUGGCGACCCCUUCUCGCUGUUACGUUCACGCCUUCUGCUCUCACCCGCGACGCCCAGCGCAUCUGCGGCAUCGUCGAGCAAGUCAGCGAACGUGUCAACCAGGAGCUCGCCUCACGCGACGCCUUUCCUUGGGUGCCUCUCCAGUACUUCCUCCCUGGAGGAGCGUUCGGCGUCUCUGUCGACGCCGGAGGGAAAUGUCUAUCGCCUCGCCUCGACGAAGGUCUCGACCGGCGCACCGCCAAGCUCGCGCUCCAUUCGCUCCUCAUGAUGGACCAGCUCCGGAUCGCCAGCGUUGUGGCAACCGCCGAGCCCGCUUCCGCUUCGUCCAUCUUCCCUCGAACGUCCGACCGCGCGCCGUACAACCCGACAGUCUGGAAGCAAGUCGCCGAAUUCUACCCGCCGGAGAAGUGCGACCUCGACCUCGCACAGCUCCAGAAGCUCGUCUGCUUCUGGCGCUCCAAGUACUCACAGUUCCGAAACUGGGUCAUCGUAGCAACUCCCGACGAGCUGAAGACUUGCGCUCCGCUUCCUGGCAUCACGCUCGUCGACGUUGCGCAAGCGGAGAAGCUCUCCCGCUGA